This is a messenger RNA of Gloeophyllum trabeum ATCC 11539, 1423 nucleotides long. RefSeq lists its product as uncharacterized. NCBI's taxonomy places the organism in Eukaryota, Fungi, Basidiomycota, Agaricomycetes, Gloeophyllales, Gloeophyllaceae. Gene Ontology annotation, molecular function: pyridoxal phosphate binding; cystathionine gamma-lyase activity. Bases 1 to 1284 code for a protein of 427 amino acids. The record is from RefSeq and is a predicted model, not a curated record. The transcript is spliced from 3 exons. Gene Ontology annotation, biological process: transsulfuration. Gene Ontology annotation, cellular component: cytoplasm.
AUGACCGCGACUAACGGGGUCAACGGCGUCCAUGGAGUCGAGAAAGACGGGUUUGGAACGAGAGCGAUUCACGUCGGUUCAGAAGCGAGCCCUGAGACGGGCGCCGUCAUUCCGUCGAUAUCGUUGAGCACGACGUACAAGCAGAAUGGAGUGGGAAAACAUAAGGGAUACGAGUACUCGCGUUCUGGAAACCCCAAUAGAAAUGCUUUAGAAGAGACGCUCGCAUCGCUUGAGACCGGCGGCGCUUUCGCACUCGCGUUCUCCUCAGGAUCUGCUACGACAGCAACAGUAUUGCAAUCCCUUGGUCCGGGCGCGCACAUUCUCAGCGUAAACGAUGUUUACGGUGGAACCUUUCGGUAUAUGAAGAGAGUGGCGGAGGAGAACCAGGGUGUGGAGACGACGUUCGUUGAUUUAGAGGGCGCCGAUCAUGCCACCAUAACGGCGGCCUUGAAGGAUAACACCAAGUUGAUCUGGAUAGAAUCCCCCACUAACCCUACACUGCGCGUAAUAGACAUUCCCCGGAUAGUCUCACUUGCCCGCUCACAUCCCUCCAACCCCCUUGUCCUCGUAGAUAAUACCUUUCUCUCCCCCUUCUACUCAUCUCCCCUGCUCCUCGGUGCAGACAUCGUGCUGCACAGCCUAACCAAGUACAUCAACGGCCAUUCUGACGUCGUCAUGGGCGCCGUUAUCCUGCCGGAACAUCACGCGCCUCUCGCCGCAAAGCUACGAUUCCUCCAAAACGCAAUUGGCGCCAUCCCAAGCCCGUAUGACUGCUGGCUGGCCCAGCGCGGGGCGAAGACACUUCACCUGCGGAUGAAGGCGCACGGAGUGAAUGCACUCGCCGUCGCGAAGGCUCUCGCACGCUCACCGCACGUUGAGGAUGUCAUCUACCCGGGCCUCUCGUCGCACCCGCGGAAUGCCCUCGCGUACCGCUCGCUUUCGCCGCAUGCGCGCAAGUUCGUGGACUCGCUCCCCGAGGACGAGGGCGGCUUCCCGUACGGCGGGAUGAUCUCAUUCAGGAUCAAGGGCGGCGCAGAGGAAGCUGACAAGUUCUUGACCGCCACGCGCUUGUUUACGUUGGCAGAGUCCCUCGGCGGCGUGGAGAGUCUGGCCGAGCACCCGGCGCAAAUGACGCACGGGAGCAUUCCCGAAGCUGAGCGCGCGGCGCUUGGUAUCGGCGCGAACCUCGUGCGGCUGUCUGUCGGGGUUGAGGAGACCGAGGAUCUCGUUGCAGAUGUGGAGCAGGCAUUGGCCGUGGCUGUGGGGAGAAGCGUUGAGUUGUGAUACCCGGUAUUCUAUUGCACUCUUGACUCUGUUCGUUAAUUGGCGUGUUCUAUAGAUCUGUAUCUUUACACAUAGGUCAGUGGGGGCCGUCCCCGCCGGCUUCUACUUAAUAUAUCGGGAUGAUAGCAGGUUGCUGCGU